Anguilla rostrata (American eel) is the source of this 5768-nucleotide messenger RNA. RefSeq lists its product as uncharacterized. Bases 3520 to 4680 code for a protein of 386 amino acids. The record is from RefSeq and is a predicted model, not a curated record. Lineage: Eukaryota; Metazoa; Chordata; Actinopteri; Anguilliformes; Anguillidae. The transcript is spliced from 5 exons.
CUUCGGUCAGUAUUGUUUGAUAUCUGAGUGGGUAUGGACAUUCUUCAAUGUCCUUGCGGAUUCACAAACUCCGCCCAUAAUUAAGAAAAUCCAGCCCAGUAGGUCCCUUUGUGUGAAAAACAAUUUUGAACAGGAAAGUGAACGGAAAUGUUGUGUUCACUUUCAAAAAAUAAAAAUCUUAUAUUGCAGUUAGUCUAGAGAGAAAUUGCCCCUGCACUCAAAAUGAAUUUUGCGGCACGCAUGUUUCAUAGAUUGUUAACUAGAAAGGGAAUUUCUUGAGUAAUACUAAAUCACCGCUAAAACCUUGUUUCUCCCUCCUUCACACGUAAUCUGUGGCUUGCAAAUCCAGAUAGGUUUUUGUGUGCAAUACUGCAUCAAUUGAUUUGAUUAUCUUUCGUGGAAAGAGUUAAACGCAUAGCGACAUUAGGGGUGGUGGGGAGAAUGAGGAGGCAGGUGGAGAAAGUGUGGCUUUCCAUUUUGAGGGAUGAGAAAGAUAGAAUGUGGAGUUGUGGAAGAGUGUAGCACUUGAAUAUUCAAGCGAAUUGUAAUUUCCUCAAUUAUGUAUUAACAAUACGUUUUAUGUAUUCCUCUGAGCAUUCAUUAUUCAUACGUAAUUAUUGAUACAUGAACUGUAUUGUGGCUAGAACUAGAGUGAUGGCCAAGCAGACCAACGAAUACAUAACAUAUGCAGUAAUACAUAUUUUUAUUAUUUUUAAAAAGACACUCUAAUAAAUGUAUUACAUUACACUUUUUUCAAAUUUGAGUCUAAGGUCAUUGCAUAUGCUGGGUAUAGUAAAUAAAAAAUAAAGAUUUAUAAAAUAAAUAUUAAGAUAGAUUUUGAAUGAUCAAAAAUAGCAUGGUGACACAAUAUUGUUUCAUUUUUUAAACCCCAAUCAGUGAUUAAAAAAAAAAUAUAUAUAUAUAUGUUAUGUGACAUUUACUUUCAAUUUGACCCAAACUUAAUAGUUUUAAAGCAAUUAUUAGAUCACAGGUACUGCAUUUAGAGAUGAAUACAUGGGUGCCGGGCUCAAAGGCAUUUCUACAUAAUGCACGUCUCCCUUGCAGACAAUAUACAUAGUGAGAAGCUCAAACUUAUAGUAGGUUUGAACUUAUAGUUAUUUGCUUUGGUUUUGUUUUGAGCUCCUUAUUUUCCACAAAGGGUUUAGUUUCAGUGAUCAAGUGUCCAUACUUUUAGUAAUUAUGACCCCACUGAGUUCCCAUAUUAGUCUAUAAUAUUAUCAUUGACUCAAUAUAACCUCAUUAGGAGUCAUAUACCAUACAACACAUUAAAUGAAAGCAUUUAAUUAAGAGCAACAUCUUGUUACAUUUCAGUGAUUGUAAUUCUAGCUAGAAUGAAAACCAGCAUACAAAGGUGACCCAUGAGUUUGGGAACCCCUUGAUUAGACCACAGAAAUUGAUUUUAUGUAGGAAUACAAGAACAGUCUUUUGUUUUCCAUUACUCAUAAAUCUUAUGAAUAAAUGUAGCUAAAAUGUCAGAUCACGUACAGUGCAGUCCUUAAAUACUAUGGAACAGGAACUGAUGAUGGUGCAGAACAGACCUUUUUUCUUGCUUUGGCUCUGUACUCCACAAUUUUAGACUUGUAAUCAAACUAUUUGGAUGUGGUUAAAGUGCAUAUCCUUUUCUUAAAGGAUAGUUUUAAUACAUUUUGGCUUCACCAUAGAAAUUACAGCACUUUUUAUACAUAGUCGCCCAUUUCAGGGUACCAUAAUGUUUGGGACAAAUGGCUUCACAGGUGUUUCUCAUUAGUCAGGUGUGUUUAAUUGCUUCCUUAGUACAGGUAUUAGAGUGUUUUCAGUAUCUGGUCUUGAUUCCAUGCUUUUGAUUGCCUCUGGAGUCUGUUAAUGAGACUGACAAAUGUCAAGGAGACUGACACAUAAGAAGAAAACAAUACCAUGUUUGGUAAUAUAAUAACAAAACAGCCAUUAUGGUUUGUUUUCAUAAAUUAGUUAAGGCAUAGAGCAAUACUGUACAAGAACUGUCGAUCAGUUUCAUAAUUACAUACCAAGGUAUUUCAUUAAUUCAUUAUUCCAAUUAAUUUAUGUUCGAUAAAUGAAUGAAUUACAGUUGUAUACUGCGCAUGUACGUAUCUGGUUAAAACGUUAUUGCGGCGCAAAGGAGUCAACCUUCAAAGUGACCAUUGCGACAUUUUAAUUCUUACAACUGGAGAGUGUGCAGUAUAUGAAAUGUAUACACUGAGAAAGGUGUCAUUGUAUAUUAAAAUAAAGGCUUAUACAAUUAUGUGAUGAUCCUUGUUUAAUGUUUUUUCCGAGUCAAUUUUCCAGACAGUUAAAAGUGCCCUCGAGAUGAUGGGGUGGGGGGGACGGGACAGUUGAUGACAGGACUCGAUUAAUGAUGAUGUUUCUAAUGCAUACAUUCGGCGCAUGCGCAGUAUGACACGAGCGGACAAGGGCACAGCAAGGGAAGAGUGACAUUCCUGCAACUUAGGAAACUUUAAAUUGACUGAUACCACCAUAGACAUACAGCAUCCUUAUACACAUAACCUACUGUAAGUGCUGUGUUAUUGUUAUUAGAUUGAUUGCUAUUUUGAGUGGUUUGGCCGCCUGAAUCGGAUUGCUGUUUCUCUGGAGCUGGCUAGCUAACUAGCCACAGGUAACUAACAGCAGGUUUAGAUAGAUAGCUAAUAGCACACAAACAUACUUGACAAGCUAACUUAAGCUAGCGAUUUUGCCUAUGAGUGUUCCGGUGUGUCAAGUUUAACAGCGAGUUAAUAUACCUGAGUUGUUGACACAUAAUCGUAUGCCUGUGACAAAUUAUCACGAUAGCAGCUGCUGCGCAGAUACAGUUGGGUAAUUAGCUAACUAAUAUUAGUUAGCUAAUUUAGCUAUCUAUCUUUUACUUAUGCCUAUUGUUUUAUAUUACCUAUAUUUCUGAGUUUUAUUCAUGUGAAUCUUUUUUGUCUCUAAAGCUUAAGUGAUUCCAUGAAUUCAACAUUUUGUGUCUAGCACCUUGAGCAAGCUGUCAAACAACCGAUUGCUGUUACUCCUGUGACUGUGCGUGAGUGACUAAUUGCGUUAGUAGCUACUCGUGUUUGGUCGGUCAUGCGGUUCUUUAACUUUCUAUAGCUCUGGGGCCAGUCGAGAUGCUGUACAUUAGCUCAUCAGUAAAGGGUUGCAACGGUUGCUUUAUUAGCAGGUUGAUGUAGACGUAAUGUAGGCUAGCAAGUACGUUAAGGGAUUUAAAUGAUUACAGUUCUCCUGUAUAUCACAUGUAAAAAAAAGAAACAUUUUGUUGCUAACUACUGUACUGCUAUAUUUUUAUGUUUUCAUUAAGAUAGAAUGACAGAGCUUAUGCCGUUUCAUUGAAAACACAAUAUUACCUAAGUCAAAGUAACAAUAUAGUCAAAGCAAGUUUGUAGACAGAAAGAUGGGAAAAUCCGGGUGGGCUUUAAUUUCACCGAACAUCUUUGGAUUGCAAUCAUAGACUUAAAAUUUGUGGACCAAUCAGUGACUGGGGUUUCCCCCUGCCCCCCGCGCUGAAUGGCUGUAAGUAGAAGGGGCGCAGCGUUGUGGUUCACACGUGGGCGGAGCUUUGGCGGCAGCCCCGUUGUCCAGGGAGAGCGUUGGAAACUGCCUCAAGGAAAAUACCUGUUAAAAUCAAAUCAUGAUUUGUUUCCCAUUAGUCCUUUCCGGACCAUCAGCAACAUCUCAUCGGCCCUUGCCCCACUCAGUUGUACGUGCACUCAGACUGUCUGCCAGUCCACUGUCGACCCAUUGAUAACUCAUCGUAUCCCCAAAAUCAGACAGCCAAUUAAAGUCCCCUUUCGGGAAGAGACGGUCAGCUUGUGUGUGCUUCUGGGCCCUGGAGAUGGUGGGGGCCAGCGUACCCUCUUAGAGGUCCCUCUGUCACAGUUCACUGGGUUCAGUGAGCUCUUGCCAUCAAGACCCGCCAAGAUCAGCGAGUUUCCUUUCCCUUUAACGACUGUGGACGGAAGGAGAGAGGAUGACAUAAAUGUGAGAGGAGGAGAAAGAGGUGGCAAACGAGAGCCGACUGUGCAGGAGAAAGAGUCAUUUCGAAGCUUCUUUGAGAAGGAGAGUUGCCCCGCUCCUUUUGUGUGGGGAUCUUGCUUUUACUGCUUCCACUGUCCGGCUACACACAGCCUUUUAUGGUAUAUGGACAAGUCAAUGAGAAUAACUAGACUGGAGCCCCAGACGUCAGCCUUCUCUACACCAACGCCUGUCUCUUACUAUGCACACACAGUGACAGAAAGGGGCGAAGGAAUGGACGAGAGAGAGAGGGAGAGGGAGGAGAAACUUGCUCUGAUGCAUGAGAAGAUGAGGCAUGAGUUGCCUAGGUUCUUUUUGAAGAGUCAUGACUACAGCAUGUAUUCCCCUGAUGUUGAGUUCAUCAAUGGACUUUUAAACAUCAAGACAAGGUAUGCAAUCUCCUUAGUUUCUCACUGUAACAGGUCUUACGAUGCCUUCUCUACCUUUUACCUGGGGUCUGAUGGGCUUGUCCACUGUCACAGAGUUGAUAAGGUCAUGCCAGCCCAGCCCCCAGUUUUGCCGCGAGUAACCUCAGCACUGACCGGGGCAUUGGUGGCCCUGGGACUGCAGGAGCACAGACCUGCCCUUAAUUUACUGCCCUUCCUCUUCUUUCAGGAUAGGGCUGGGGAGAUAGUGAGGAGAGGGGCAUACUGAACCUCCUGUAGAGAUUGUGUAAGAUUGUGUGUGUGUGUGUGCGUGCGUGUGCAUGAGUGUGUGAGAGUGAGUGUGUGAGUGAGAUGAAGAGAGCCCGCUGCAUGUAUUGUUUUAAGAUGGAAGAGAACUAGGAUAUCACACAGAAAUGUGUCCAUUUAUGAUGGUGUAGGAGAGAGAUAUUAUAUAUAAUAUGAUAUAUAGAGAUGCUUUGAGAAUACAUUCUGUCCUAAUGACCCGACUACUUUAUUUCCUUCAUUCAAAAUGAAUGCAGUUCAUUAUUUUCUCUUUUGGAAUUAAUGUUUUAUAUAGCCACUCUGUUGUCUCUUACAUUGUGGCUUUUUAUUUAAAAAUUAAGAUAAAUUAUUACAAUGAAAUAUAACCCUCAAAUGAGCAAGGUCCUUCUUUACGUAUGUAUAACAUACAGGUGUAUAAGCAAUACCUAUAUAAUGUCUGUGUGUAUACUAUCUACCAUUCAUAAUUGCUUACUGAUUGAAGUUGUACAUACUGUUCAUCAGAAGAAAUACUCAGUCUUGUACCAUAAUAUUACAUGCUGUGUAAUGAAUGCAUCACUCAACAUUGUUCAGGUAUCAAACACAUCAUCUGCGUAGAGAAGCUUACAGACAGGCAAUUGAAGGUAAGCUCCAGCUAUAUGGUGAAGGAAGAAUUCAAUGGGAGCUUUAUAAACGUAGCCAGCAAUGGCCAAUGAUUGUGGUUGAUGUUUACAGACUUUAAAAGCACAAAGUUUAAAUUUAAAAAUAAGUUUCAAAUUAAAGCACAGACCUUUUCUCAUAUAGCAUUGAUAUAGUUAUUUAUAUCAGGCAAAUGAUCUAUCAAUAAAAUAAUGUGCUUCUAACUGGCAAGAUGGGAUUAUUGGACUGACAAGUCAGUUGAACUUGAAGCUGCAAUAUGGACCUUGCUGCUUAUACAGUUGUCUGAUUCAACUCUUGUGACCUGUGGUUAAACUGUAGCCUGUAACUGUAUUCAAUAAUUUGACUUCAGCUAUGGGUGUUUACUGCUCUGUGGUGAAAUGUGUUUUGUUAUACUUUAUUUAUCUAGGUGAGACCCAAUAAUAAAAAUAAUAAUGUUCA